AUGCAACAAAUGCCAGCGUUACCAUCCACAGUGGCUCCAGCGGAGGUGAGAUUACGCCGCAGUGUGCCAUGCCUGCCCGCGAUCAAGCCAGACAGGCUGAAGGCAGCAAAGACGCUGGUGGAGAAAGCAGUCAGGCUGAGGAAAGUGUUUUCGGUGCAGGGACCCUACCCUGUGAUCCGUGCUGCCUUAUGGGCCAGAGGGUGGGUAGAACGUCGUUUGCCCCAUCCUGCCCAGAGAGCACCUCAUAGCCACGGCGAUGAGGAGGAGGAUGGUGAGGAUGGUGAUGUCAGUGGUGAGAGAGUGGAUGAAGGCGAGAAAGAGGAGAACCUUGAUGACAAGUACGACCUCAUGUCUCGCCUGGUCCGAAAUGAAGUGACACAUUUCUACUGGACAACACGUCGGGAUGACAUCGACUGUCGCUCCUUACGUCAUGACCACAUGACCAAUCACUACGCAAAUGCUGGAACGUUUACUACCAAGGUGGGGCUCUGUGUGAAUCUGCGUAACCUUCAGUGGUUUGAUACAGCAGAUCCCGACACCUUCUUCCCAAGAUGCUACAGGCUCGGUGCAGAGGAUGAGAAGCAUGCAUUCAUCGAGGAUUUCAGGAGGACAGCGUGCACCAGCCUGCUGCAGCAUGUGGUUGAAAUGAGUAGAUGGAGGAGUGAAGGAGCAGAGGAGUUGGAUAAUGUGGAGCACCAGUUUGUCGGUCCAGGACUGAUCGACAUGGCUUUGCAUGUGUGUGAAGAGUUUCUAAGUGUUUUAGAGCACAGCGACAUUGAUGUAACUGUAGAAACACAUCCCACAGUGGAGGAACAGCAGUGGGCAGAGUUUCUGCAAGACUACUACCUGGUUGUGCAUGAAGGUGCAUCGAUCAGGGGCAGCAGUGUGUUUGUGGAGCGCUGCCAGGCCAUGUUAAUUAGACUGCAGGAGGUUUGCCCUCAGCUGGACACAGACGGCCUAAAUAACAUCUGGAUCAUCAAACCAGGAGCCAAGUCGAGAGGACGAGGUAUUAUGUGCAUGGAUCGCUUGGGUGAGAUAUUGGCUCUCGUGGACAGUGACAGAGCCCUGACAAAGGAGAGUAAGUGGGUGGUCCAGAAGUACCUGGAACGUCCACUGCUGGUUCAUGGCACCAAGUUUGACCUCCGUCAGUGGUUCCUUGUCACGGACUGGAACCCUCUGACUGUCUGGUUCUACAGAGAGUGCUACCUGCGCUUCUCCACCCAGCCCUACUCAACAAAAACUCUGGACAGCUCAGUCCACCUGUGCAACAACUCCAUCCAGAAGCACUUCCAGCGGUCCUGUGACCGCCAUCCAGGAGUGCCUGAGGACAAUAUGUGGUCCUGCUCUCAGUUUAGGGCUUUUCUGCAGCGGCAGGGCCGCGGGGCAGAGUGGGGGUCAGUGGUGGUCCCAGGCAUGCAGGAAGCAGUGGUCCGUGCCCUGCAGACAGCCCAGGACCUGGUGGAGCAACGCAAGGCAAGCUUUGAGCUCUAUGGAGCCGACUUUAUGUUGGGCAGAGAUCUGAGGCCUUGGCUCCUGGAGAUCAAUGCCAGUCCGACUAUGGCCUGUUCCACCGCUGUGACUGCUCGCCUCUGCCCUGCUGUGCAGCUGGACACACUGAGGGUUGUGCUCGACCAUCGGGCUGAUCCCAGUGCUUACACAGGAGGCUUCCAGCUAAUCUAUAAACAGGCUGCAGUUGAAGUUCCUCAGUAUGUGGGAGUGAACCUGCUGGUGGAAGGAGCCCCCAUAAGGCGAUCCAGGCCUCUACUUCGUAGACACACUGUUAUUCCUAACCCACCUCUCACCAUCCAGUUCCCCUCAGAAGAGCCAUCGUCAGAAGAGGUUGAAAGUGCACAUCACAAACCACCAGGUCAAAGGUCCUCUGCAGUCUCUGCUUUUCGUCAUUCAGGCAAGGAGAACCGAGCUGUUGGGGAGAAAAGGAGGCAACUGACAUCAACAUCUUCUAAGAGGGAAUGCGAGAGGAAAGCUGAAACUCAGAAUAUGUCCCGUGUUCACAGGUCCUGUCGCAGUUUGGUAUCUGAACAGUCUUUGGCGGUACAACCUGAACCUCAGAGGAAAGCGCGAUGUUUGGGUUUGAGCCUCGGUGCCAAUGGAGUAACUCUGGUCCCACGGAGCCUUUCCUUUUCCCUCAGCCCCUCUCACAGCAUGUCACAUUGUAAAUCUCAGCCCAUCUCAGGCCAUGGGGCGCACAUCUCCACAUCAUUCCCUCCCAGGACAGCUUUUGAGCCUAAACACAGGACUUCUACCUGGGUCUUUCCUUCACUCCGGGGUCCCCUUCCUUCCCUGGAGGUCUUAAGCUUGCGACCAAAGAUUGUGGCUGGAACCACGUCCUGUCGCAAUCCAAACAUGUCCUUUCACCCCAGUGUCCACAGGCCUCAGUUAUUCCUCUGCCCUCAAAGGCAAGGCAUAGCCAAAUAUAAAGGAGAGUGCCCGGGCAGUGUUAAGAAGAUAGAAAGCAAAUAG
Molecule: messenger RNA, 2481 nt
Organism: Chelmon rostratus (copperband butterflyfish)
Lineage: Eukaryota; Metazoa; Chordata; Actinopteri; Chaetodontiformes; Chaetodontidae
Gene: ttll3
Product: tubulin tyrosine ligase-like family, member 3
Exons: 12
Coding region: 1-2481 (826 amino acids)
Biological process (GO): cilium assembly; protein polyglycylation; cilium movement
Cellular component (GO): cilium
Molecular function (GO): protein-glycine ligase activity, initiating
Source: RefSeq, a predicted model, not a curated record